Poeciliopsis prolifica (blackstripe livebearer) is the source of this 6989-nucleotide messenger RNA. RefSeq names its product nuclear FMR1 interacting protein 2 (gene nufip2). NCBI's taxonomy places the organism in Eukaryota, Metazoa, Chordata, Actinopteri, Cyprinodontiformes, Poeciliidae. The record is from RefSeq and is a predicted model, not a curated record. Bases 72 to 1994 code for a protein of 640 amino acids. Gene Ontology annotation, cellular component: cytoplasmic stress granule; nucleoplasm. The transcript has 4 exons. Gene Ontology annotation, molecular function: RNA binding.
UGGACCGUCCUGUGCCGUGCAGUGAGCUAACGCGCUGACUGUGGAGCACGAGCCCGACAUUCUUCACUUCAAUGGAGGAACAGCCCAAAGAUCGGGCACAAGACAGGCAGCACCACCACAACGGAGAGGACCGCAGCUCCAUCCAGCGCACGGCGUGUCUGAAACAUGAUCAGAGCCAGUUCCAGUGCCAGCAUCAGGAAACGCAGGCGAAGAAAACAGGCAGUAAAAAUGUAAUCAUCAGCGACGAGGAGGGGGAGAAAAAUCCACACCUGCUCUACACUGUUGGUAUGUCCCAUUCCUCCAGCAGCAAUGGUAAUAGACACAUAAGUAACCCAAAUGUGAAGCAGAAAGGGCCACAGAAGCACUACACCUCUGUUCAGAAAGUGAGCAGCAAAUUCUCCGAGCAUAAGAAGAAUAUGGACUUAAAAAAUGACAAGGAGAAGGCGCUGGAUUUGAGUCAUUAUGAGAUUCAGCCUUCAGACAAGAAAGACUCUGCUUUGCUUCAGAACGGGCUUGUGAAUUGUGGCCUCAUCAUCAACGGCUAUUCCAGUAAAGACAAUGACGGAAGCGGCUCCGAAGGCGGAUACACCACCCCGAAGAAGCGAAAGAGCAGAUGCGGCAACACCAAGAGUGCCGAUAAUGUGACGAGAGACAAAGAGAGAGACAUGCAGUCCCGCAACACUACGCAGGAUCCGGGAGCCUCGAGUGUCGAGAUGCCCGAGAAAGGAACAGCGUCCAGACUUGACGGCUUCCGGUCCAGCUACAAAGCAGAAGCUCAGACGACGGCGAAACGGGCCGUCGCGUCAGAGACUUAUGUCGCCGAACCUCAGAGGAAAACCUCUGAAGGUAAAGCAGCUGGCACGUUUGGUAAGAAAGCGGAGGAAAAGCACAAGGGCAAGCUUUCCUCGCCUUCAAAAGAGGACUCAUGGACUUUGUUCAAGCCCCCUCCUGUAUUUCCUGUGGACAAUAGCAGUGCUAAAAUAGUUCCCAAGAUCAGUUAUGCAAGCAAAGUAAAAGAGAACCUCAAUAAAGUAGCUCAAGGCGGAGGAGAGGCAGCGCCUCCUCCUGUGAGACUGUCCCAGGUCCCCAUGUCUGCUAUGAAAACUAUCACCUCGGCUAGCUUUACUAACGGUCCUGUUCCUGGGAAUGGGAACGGCUGCCCGUCUGUGGGCACCUUCUUUGCUCCUGCUGCUAGUUGUGUUCAAUCAGCUCUGUCUGUCCCAAGUGGCGAGAAUGUAGCAUCUUCUUUGGAAAGUAGCUGUAGCUCUACGACGAGUCCCGUAGACGGCGAGGCGAGCGAGCUCAGAAAGUGUACUGUUUUAAUCUACCCUUUAAAUAUGCAACCCGUGCUCCCGAGCGCUCGCCACCUCGACCCACCGGCUGCUCAGACAAAUCAGAAAGCCCUGGGGGACAUCUUCCAGAACCAGUGGGGGCUCUCCUUCAUCAAUGAGCCCAACCCGGCCCUCGACGGAGGGAACGGGUUCGUGCCUGCCGAGGACCAGACUUCUGUGACUUCUCACAACGGGAGUCAGCCUGUCCCAGCCAAGGUUGCCCAGCCCCUCUUUGACAUUAGCCCAUUUCUAGAAGCCGAAGCUUUUUCUCAAGACGCGGAGAAAAGGACUUGUGCCCCCUGCCAAGUAUCCAGUGUUUGCUCUCCUGCUAGCACGGCGAGCGAGGAGGAGACCAAGCUGCAGCCAAGUGUCCAGGAAAAGACGAAAGUGGAGCUGAAGGGAGUGGGUUCUUCUCUGCUGGCCCCCAGUAAAGACAACGGUGCUAAGCCUGCAGUGGGCCAGCAGACCACUGUGCUGUUCGGUUCCUCUAAAGAACAGAUCCACCCAAAAGACGUUGGCAGGAGGUCCAGCUGGGGUUCCUUUGACCUUAAAGCUGCUGUCACCUAUCACACUAAAGAAAUGGAAUCCAUUUUCAACUUGCAAAAACAAGAUCCAAAAAGAAUAGUGUUUUAUGAUGAGACCAAGGACGGACCUGAUCAGUGAGGUAGAUCAUCUCCAGUGCUUACUGUCUUCUCCUCUGGGUGCUGCAGUUAUCUACCUUGGAAAAAGUAAAAAAACAAACAAAAAAAAACACACAAAAAAACAAAUCCUGUUGGAUAAAGUGACAACUGUGAAAACACUGAUAGCUAAGCAUGAUUUUCCUUGGAAACUCGGGUUUAUUGAAACUUUCUUUUUUUUUUUUUUUCCUUUGGGAGCGCACCAGACAAAACACACACACACAUGCAGACACAUUCUGGAUGGACAUUAAAAAGGAGUUGAUCGGUGCCUCUCCAACACGAUGAAUGGACCUUAAACGACUUCUAGCUGUGGUAGUCCUCGUCUCAUGGCUUUUAAGGGAUAAUGUUCGGGAGUUCACCAAGGCAGGUGUCUCGGACCGCACCUCCUUAAGCCUUUAUCCUGUCAAACUGUUGGGAUGCCUCUGUCGGUUUCUUUCUUCACUCAUUCAAAUGAGUUCACUAUAGAUACGUUGGACGUUCCACACACAGAUCUGUGCUUGAAUUAGUGGUGAAGGAAAGGAGACGAUUGUUAAAGAAAUGCCUUCUGAGUUGUAGAGUAAAGGUGUUUUGCAACCCUGUUAAGGCGGCCAUGGACUUUUGUGAGGCUCCAUCCGGGAAGGGAGAAUCUUGUCUUAAAACUCUAUAAAAAAAACAAAAAAACUACUCAGAGUCCUGAAAUUUUCUAUGUACCGCAGUUGUUUUUAUGCUGUUUCAGCUGACCUAACACAAGUAUUAUUUGCAUCGCCGUUAGACCCCAGAGAUAAGGUACUGACGUGCCGAAUUUGAAGGAAAGCCACGCCCCUUUACAAUGUUUGUUCACUUGGUGUGCUGAACGGUUUUAACAUUGGGUCUCCGCUAUACUGCUUAUGUUGAAGCCUUCAUUACAUUUCACUUUAGAUGGUCAUAAAUUAUCACAAAGUUUCUUUAAAUUCAAAAUCAUGCACACUUUUUUUUUUUUUUUUUCAGAGUUUAGGAACAAACAAGUAUUGCUUCUGAUUGGCUGUUCUGUUUUAUUCAGCUGCAACACUCAGGAUAUCUACAAACAUUUUCUGUUCAGUUAAAGAAAAAUGUUUCAUUUUACAUUUGUUUUCAUAGCAUGUUUUUUUUUCACUAAAUGACUGUUUUUUCUUUUUGUUUUGUUUAUUUUUUAUUUUUUGCCCCCAUGUUUACUGGUAUACUUGAGUCCCUUUUCAUUGCCACAGAAACACAAAUAACUCAUUUAUCGCAACCUUCAUCUUAGGUAUCAAAGUAACCGCUUUGUCAAAAAAAGAAAACCGUUUCAGAACGUUCGAAGGAGGUCUUCAAAGUUUUUGCAAGUCGGUGUGCAAUACCUCCACGGAAAAUGAGUUUUGUUGAGCUACAAAAUCCUCAUCAGAGACGCUUGCGUAGCCUGCAGUUUAGUUUUUCAAAUCUAUUUCGGUUGCAUUUACUCUUUUGUUGCACAUUUUCUUCACUUGUAAAGUCUACCUACAUCUAGUGAUUCUAGGAGAAGGGUUUGGUCAGUGGGGACAUCUCCAGAAAAGGAUGUCACAAAGGAGGUGAAAGUGGGCGGGCUCGGGGGUGGAGGGGUGGGUUCCUCUUGUCUAGAAAAUCUAAUUUGGUUUAAUCGUGAAUUAAUAGCACUUUAUGUUAACAAAUUACCUUUAUCUUAACUAGAGAAAAUUUAUAUGUAACACUAGAAAUACUCCUUAAAAAGAAUGGCUCUGGGCUGUUACUUUUCAGAAAGAAAAUAUAUAUAGUUGCUAAAUACAGAAUAAUUAAAUAUAACUCAGGUAGUGUUGAUGAAGCCAUGAGUAUAUUCAAUGUUUUCUUUUUCUUUCUUUUUUUUUUUUUUUUGCCAAUUGGCCCCUGUCAUGCAAUGUUCUCAUACUGGAAAUGCUGAAUUGGAGUCCUACUUAUGUCUCAUGCGAUAUUCUGGAAACACACCAAAUAACUUACUUUUGACUAAGGAUGUCCGUUUUACUUUGGGCUCAUGUUGUGGGAUUUUAUCUGUUUAGAAAGCACAUUGCAUCUCCGCUCUGUUUUCUUUGUAAUCACCUGCUGGUUCAUUUCCGCCUCUUGUGUUUUCUUCCUACCCUCCUAACAGGCCUGAGUGCGUCUUCAAACCGUUUCCUCAGCAGAAUGUGGAAUUUAGUGUACAAGUUGGAUUCCCAUUUUACUUCCAUACCCAGAUUUAGUAUUUUUCUUUUUUUUUCUCAGCCCAUUUAUUUUUUUAUUUUUUGUGCAUCGUCCGACGUCCAUCUUGUCUGGGCCUGUAACAAAAUGCAACACGGUUGUAAAAGGGUUUCCUGAUGUCAUACUGAUGUAUCAGAAAGUGCUCGCCAGUAGAAGCACUGUCCCUCUCCCACCUGUUGCUGCAUACUGCUGGUAGAAAGCUGGGGCUUACACUUACAAGAAUGACGUGUAUUUUUCGUUUCGUUUUUUGUGUUUUUUGUUUUUCAAAUAUUUCUGGAUGUUUAAAAAAAAAAAGAAAAAAAGUCAAAAUGUAUCUUUUUGAACAGGCAGUUUUAAAACGAGAAUAGAGUUAUUGGUUUUAAAUUGGAGACGUUUUGUUUUGGUUUUGGAGGACGGGGUGGUUUCUGCCUAAAUACCACGCCGUGAUGUGAAUGAAGCUCAUCGCUGCGCUGCUCUCCUAUUGAGGAUGACUGAAUAUACUCUAACAAAAAGCCAAACAAAGAAAAUUCCAUUUGAGGCGUGUUUAAUCCGGUAGCAUUACUUUGUGUGUUUUUUAUCACUUUUAUUAUUUUUGUAGCUCUCAGCUUGCUACAGUUUAAUUUAAUCUGACUGCACAUAAAUCCCUGGCAAAUUAACACAAUCAGGUUGACGCAAAAUGGUUCAGACUGAAGCUAUUAAAAAUUGUGCAGAUUUUUCUUGGCAUAAAUGUAGGUAAGCAGGGUGACGGAAAGAGUUUUCUGCUAUAGUACAAUAAAUUGACCCCUUUUCGUUUCUUCUUGUCUCCCUCCCCCUGUUUGUUUGAAGAAGACUGCAUAGGUUUGGGGGAAAUCAGAGCUGCUGUUUCUUGCAUUGUAGCCUGCUGACCAAAAAAAACAAAAACAAAAACAGGUUCUUACAAUGGAGUAGAUGGUUAAUCAGUAAUUAUAAAAAGGCAGGGUGGAGAGUGAGGGGUUGGGGUGGGGAAUCCACUGCCAGCACGUUGAGAUAGAAAAAACAUAAUCAUGUGGAGUUUCUGUUUCCCUUCCCUCCCCCUCAGGAUGUGCAAUCACCUCUAGGAUGCUGAUGAAGGCUUCCAGGUUGAGUGGCUUGAUGUUGGUUGGUUGGUUGGUGUGUGUGAGCUGCAAGUUCUUCCUAUUAUAUGCAAGUUUCUCUUAUAUUAAUAAAAAAAAAAAAAGCGUGCCCCUUCUCUUGGGUGUAUUUCGUUCAGGUGCCUGUGUGGGGGGAAGGCCUGGGGAGGGAGGAGAAAAACUACAGCAAUUUUGAUUGUUUAAAAUCUGCUUCCAGCAUAUAUCUGUGCCAUUUUUAUUUUUAAUUUUUGUGUAAAAGAAAAAUUGAAAUAAGUGCAACUUUUUGUUACAGUUUUCUUCCGGCUAAUAUCUUUAUUUCUCCAACAUAGCCACACCUGAUUGAGCAUUUAUUCUUGCUUUUUUUUUUUUUUUUUUUAAUGCAUCUUUAUUUUGAUGGCUUAUGUUCAAAUUUCUGCAACUUGAAGCCAAAAUCACUGCAAAUGGUGACGGAUUGCUGUCUGCUGAUGUGUUCCAGAUGUCUAUCAAAUUAAUGUCUAAAGUAGCAAAUGAUUCAUUUGGACUCAUUUUAACAAGUUAAUAUUUUAACAUGUUUUUGAAGAAUUAUUAUUUUUUAGUUGUAACCUGACUUGUCCGUAGAUGCACAGUUAAGAUGAGACUGAAACAAGUAAAUCAAAUGGAAUCGAGACGUUUCAUCUUUUUAGAUGUUUUUUUUUGUUUUUUUCUUUUUUUUUUAGUUGUUUUGAGGCUGAUGUAUCCCGUUGUUGCCCCCUUCUAGCACCAAUGUGAAAGCUGCGUUUCCCAGCAGGUUUUCUACACGUUGCUUUUAUCGGUUUGUCCAAACACGUGGCAGAAUGCGAAGCGUUGAAAUACACUGCAUCUAGAGUUUCUUGUAAUAUAUUUUUGAUUUGUGACGCCAUUGAUCUCAGUUUUUAUUUUGUUUUUAAGAGGCUAAAUGUGCAGUUCUGGAUCUCUGGAUCUGCUUUUGCCAAAGGUACACUACUUGGAUAUUGAGCGAGAAGAGAAGGGUGGGGAGGGGGGAAGGUGUAGCGGAUGAUGUCAGAGCCAGCUUCCUGACAACCUGCUGAGUUCAGAGAGUUUUUUUUCUUUUCAUAUGUGAACAAAAAUCACUUGUGUAGCAGCUGACUGUCACUUUGCGAACAUUGUUAUACUGAGUGUGAGCGAGAACUCUUAAAGGGGAAAACAACUACCGAAAGUGCUGCUUUUUUUUUUUUUUUUUUUCCCUUCUCCCCCAUUGGUCAUCUGUGAUGGGAAAGACUGAACGUGGUGUUUGUACUCUGAUUAAAAUUGUCCCUCUUUCAUGAUGUCAUUUUCUCAUACAUGUUUUGUUGUUGUUAAUUUUGGGGCUUUUUUUUUAAUUCAAAGCAAAGGGUGCUGUUUCAGAUUCCAAGUAAAGUGAGCAAAUGAGGUUUCAGUCACAGAGGGAGACGCAGGCUGGAUGUUCGUUUCUUUUGUCGUCCCCUCCUCUCACGUUUUUUGUUUUGUUUUUUUUCCCCCUUCCCCAUCUUUGUGCCCCUGAAGGCAACAGCAUUUCUUUCUCAAAUGUCUUACAAGUUGGCAUUUCUGUUUUUAAAUGAACAGUCUGAUUAUUUAAUUUCUUUUAUUUUGAAUUUAACAAGUGUCACUUUUUUUUUAAAGCAUGAUAAUAACCCUCAAGUUCCAAACAAUGUAAUAGUCAAUUUAAAAGUAAUAAUAAUAAGAAAAAAAUUCCUGUGUUCACUGUUUUAGUUUCCAUUAAAAUGUCAGAUUUUGAUGAUGAA